AUGGAGCGGGUUUUCGCGUGCGUUGGCCUCGUCACGGCCGCUAUAAUAGCAGCCAAAGCCUUUAUUUUUCUUCGAAUCUACCUUCUUCCUUCCAACCUGCAUCGAUACAUCCACAACGCUGCCGACGGGCGUCAAGCUUGGGUGCUUGUAACGGGAGCGUCGGAUGGUAUCGGCCGAAGCCUUGCUCAAGAGCUUGCAGCCAACGGGCUUAAUGUCGUGCUCCACGGUCGCAACCGGGAAAAGCUGGCCACGGUCAUGUCGGAACUGCAGCAACUCUUCCCCAAGCGAUCCUUCCGCAUCUUGAUAGCGGACGCAAGCCAAGUCCGAGGUCUCACCCACAAUAAGACACACGAAACAGGUGUCGAUUUUGAAAGCAUCAAGGAAUCGCUGGAUGACUUGCAUCUCACCAUACUCAUCAACAACGCCGGAGGAGGCCCCGUCAACCCUGUCUGCCUCCCGUUCUCAGAAUCAUCCGAAGAGAGAGUCACCGCCAAUGUCAGCCUGAACGCGCUGUUCCCCGCCCAUCUUAUUCGCGUGCUUUUCACCUCAUCUUGCUAG
Molecule: messenger RNA, 558 nt
Organism: [Torrubiella] hemipterigena
Lineage: Eukaryota; Fungi; Ascomycota; Sordariomycetes; Hypocreales; Clavicipitaceae
Source: the annotation of a GenBank genome assembly